AUGUCAAAGAAGAAUAGUAACUUCACCACAACUGAAAAUGUUGCAAGUGGAUCCCGAAAAUUGUCAGCAUUGUGGAAUGCUCAAACUACAGCCAUCUUCAUUGACCUUUGUAUCAAGGAGGUGGAUCUAGGCAAUCGUCCCGGUACUCACUUUAAUAAAGUUGGAUGGGCAAGGUUGGUUACAAAUAUUAGUAAAGAGAUAGGAAGACCGUAUGAAAAAUUACAAUUGAAAAAUAAGUGGGAUUUACUAAAAAAAGAAUGGAAAUUAUGGAAAGAUCUAAAAGGGAAGGAAACUGGUCUUGGGUGGAAUGUUGCUAAGAAUACCGUUGAUGCAUCCGAGGAAUGGUGGCAAGAUAAAAUUAAGGCAGAACCCAAAUAUGCAAGAUUCCAAUUUGAGGGUAUUAGUCCUGAGAUGGAGGAGAAGUUAGAUAUGAUGUUUUUGAAUGUCACAGCCACUGGUAAGCAUUCUUGGGCACCUUCAUCUGGUGUACUUCCAGUUGAAAGUGAUGAUGAUGUCAACCAACUUGAAGUUAACGGUGAUUAG
Molecule: messenger RNA, 543 nt
Organism: Prunus avium (sweet cherry)
Lineage: Eukaryota; Viridiplantae; Streptophyta; Magnoliopsida; Rosales; Rosaceae
Product: L10-interacting MYB domain-containing protein-like
Source: RefSeq, a predicted model, not a curated record